Molecule: messenger RNA, 1751 nt
Organism: Brassica napus (rape)
Lineage: Eukaryota; Viridiplantae; Streptophyta; Magnoliopsida; Brassicales; Brassicaceae
Exons: 7
Coding region: 395-1207 (270 amino acids)
Source: RefSeq, a predicted model, not a curated record
UGAGACAUUGGUUCGGAUUGAUUGGUUUCACAAAAAUUGGGUGGUUUAUAAUAACAUAUCAGAAAUGCAAGGAGUUAAAUUGCAAACUACGCCGAAAACAUUUAAGACGGCGACGUUUUGAUAGUCAUCGUCAACUUCGACAAACAUACAAUAGAAAUUGAUCAUCGUCAAGCACGUCCGAAUCAAGGAAAAAAAAAGAAAGAAAGAGAUUCGCCGCACGUUGUUCAAAUCGAAAAUUUUGAAAGAAGGAAAGCGACACUCAGCAGAUCUUACCAUCUUUUCUUAACCUGGAAGAUUAAUCAGACACCGAGAGAGAGAAAGUUAUAUAACACUUUCGUAAACAAAACAAAAAAAGGUUGGACCUUUAGAGAGAAAGAGAGAGAGAGAGGUUUUGAUGGUGUUGUUGACAAAUCAACAGAUCGGGACAUGGAAAAGGAAACGAAUUUUGGUUGGAUCGUUGUUAAUAUGCUGGCUAAUCUUAAUGUUCUUCACUCCCAAAGUUCCUCUUCAUUCCUUCAGACACCAUGUCUUCGCUGAUAAGCGCAAUUUCAUGGGAGUGCCAAAUACAUUGAAUGUCAUGACCAACUUUCCUUUUCUUAUUAUUGGUGUUCUUGGUUUCGUUCUUUGCCUUGGAGGAAGUUUCUUUAAUAUCAGUUUGAAAGGUGAGAUCUGGGGAUGGACGCUGUUCUACGCAAGCGUUUCAAGCUUGGCCUUUGGCUCUGCUUAUUAUCAUCUCAAACCUGAUGACAACAGAAUCGUCUGGGACACUUUGCCUAUAUUGAUUGCGUAUUCGUCGCUUUUCUCUAGUUUUUUGGUUGAGAGAGCGGGGGAGAGAGUAGGAUUGAGUUGCCUCGUCUUGCUUCUGUUCAUAUCAGUUUUCAGCGUUGCUUACGCCAGAGUGUUUAAUGAUCUCCGGUUAUGCCUCACGUUCCAGUUGAUUCCCUGCCUGGUGAUACCCGUAAUGACUGUUUUGUUACCUCCCAAGUAUACUCACUCUAGGUUCUGGCUCUUGGCAACAGCGGCUCACGCUGUUUCCAAGAUCGAAGGACUUGCAGACAGCAAAAUAUACAAUUUUAAUGGAUAUACAAUUAGUGGCCAUUCGCUUGGACAUUUGUGUUCAGCAUUGGCUAUGGUUUUACUUACCGUUAUGCUUUUGUACAGAAGCAUUCGGUUUCCGAGAUUAAGUGAACUCAAAGGCCAUCCUUGACAUCCAUUGAUGACUGCUCUUUCCCUCUAUUUUUUUUUGUAAUUCGGAUCCUUGACAGAAGAUUUUGUUGGAUUGUUAAGUAAAUUUUGUUUGCUUACUAAUAAAUUUGAUUUAGCUUUUUUUAGUUUUAAGACGAUAGACAAUUUCUUAAAUCGGAUUCAUUCUGAAGCGUGGUGUUUUUGGAUUAAUACAAAGAUUAUCUCCCUUGAGAUUCAGCUUCUCCAAAAGCAAUAUGGAGUUUUUAUAUGAAAAUCUUUAGUCAUCCAUACGCAAGAUGUGUUGUUAGUUUACUUUGGAUCCCUACUGGUGUAUCCCUUUUUUACUCUUUUGUUUUGAUAAUUCUCAUUGUUUAGAACUUUCUGACUAUAAGAUUUAAUAAUACAAUCCAGCGUUAAAAAAAAGACGAUAGACAAUUUUUAUUGUAUUGAAAUGUGUUAUUUUCCUUAUUCAUCACCUUAUUGAAGACUUUGGGUUUAACAAGCAACAUGAAAAUGUAACACAGCAAUAGCAUUACAGAGGUGAAUGGAGAUAACAACAAACAAUG